ACAGCAAUAACACAUAAAUAAUAUUCUCAAGCGACGGCACAUUAAUUAUUUAUAUCGAAAUAGAAAUCCUGACCCAUUAUGACGAUGUAUAUUCUGCUAAAAAACAAAUUGGACGUGAAAACUAACCUACACUAGUUUUGCCGCAGAGCCACUUAAGAACACCAAUUCCCAGAGUGCUUUGCGUUUUUACGACUCCUGCGUCAGUAGUGCGACGAAAAUCUGCUGCUAAACAAACCAAAUACGGGUGUUUUAAUUACAUCUCUUAAUAAUGGAGUCGGAACAGCCAAAGGAAGACUGCACCACUGCGCAGCCUUCAUCCACACCCGCUUCUCAGUCGAAGAAACCAAGUCAGGCUAUGUAUGUGCCCAAACAACGACUUCCUGCCUCCAAAGACAAAGCUCAGACUCAGGGAGAAGUUAAACCAAGACCUAGGCCUCGCUACACAGACAAGGCACGAAAGAAUGCCAAAAACAAGAAAGACAAGGCUGGAGCCGGGGGAAAGACAGCACCUAUUGAAGGAGAAGAUGGGAGUGAGGUACAGAACGGUGAGAGCAAUCCUGAAGUGAAGGAAGAGUGGCUACAGGAUACAGAGCUGGAGAGCAAUGGGCAGCCUGACUCAACCAGUGGGGAGGCGGCGUCCUCUCCUGAGGAAAAGGCGGAAGAGGAGAGUUGGGACACCUUGUUCAAUGAUGAUGGGGAUUGUCUUGAUCCACACCUGCUUGAGGAGCUGGCUCUGAAAGAAGGAGGAAAAAAGAAGUCCAUCCAGGCAGCCAGAUCUGAUAACUACAACAUGGACCAAGAUGACGAUGAGGACAUCGACCUCACAGAUGACGAACUCUCUCACAUCGUAGAGAUCUAUGAUUUUCCUACUGAGUUUAAGACUGAGGAUCUUCUCAAACUGUUUCAGUGCUACCAACAGAGAGGGUUUGACAUUCAGUGGAUUGAUGACAAACAUGCCCUGGGUCUCUUCUCAAGCCCCAUACCAGCCCGUGAGGCUCUGAGAUCCAAACAUUUGCUCAUGAAGUUGCGACCACUAUCCAAAUCCUCCCCUGCCAUAAAGGCCAAAGCCCGUAGCUGCUCAGACUACCUCCUGCCUGCUAAGGAGAGACCUCAGACGAGUGCAGCACUGGCUCGCCAGCUUGUGAUCGGUGCCCUUGGUGUAAAGAGCAAUGUGACAAAGGAGCAGCGGGAGGCAGAGAGGAAGAAGCUCCAGGAAGCAAGAGAAAAUAAGCGCCUGGCAGUCAAACAGAAGGAGGAUGCUUGGGAGGGGAAGUGACUGGACAGAAUACUACACCCCCCCUACUGUUGUUUGGUUUUAUUUUUUUUGGAUUCCUUGAUUCAGCAGAGGCUAAAACCUUCUAUUACCUCUUCACACUCGAUAAAUACUGUCCUUCUCCUGCUCUGUUUUUCUUAAGCAGACACUCCUUCCUACCACCAUCCAGAAAUGGAUUCCCACCAUUUUUUUUCUUCUUUCGGACACAACAGUCCUUCACCAACUGCUACAGAACAUCCAAUCCUUCUCUGUCUGUUAGCCUGUAGUGUUACAUCACAUGAGAGCGCCCACCUCUGUUACCUAACCUUUAUCUUCAUAUUUAAUUUGUGCAGGGUGUGAAACACAAUAGACUCACUUACUGUGAUAUCUCUAAUAUUGUAACGACGGCUGAGCCUAAUCAUGUCUAAAGGAUAACUAAUUCAUUUAUGUUAUUCAUUUUUGUCUUUAAAUGGACAUUUUAUGUUUGUAAAGAUGAUCCAAAUAAAUCCACCUGUAAAUGUGAGGGGUUAAAUUCAGUCUUCUGAAAUAGUGCAUUGUUAAGAGUAUGUUGGCAGUUGUAUUAAAAGUUGUCAUUUUAAAAAAACGCAGUGUUGCUUGCAGGCAGUUUGAGACUCGCUUCAGUAAAUGGAUUCCAACUGGGCGCGUCUUAUUAAACUUCUUCUAAAAACCUUCGAGUCAGUUCAGUUUC
This is a messenger RNA of Scomber scombrus (Atlantic mackerel), 1961 nucleotides long. RefSeq names its product R3H domain and coiled-coil containing 1-like (gene r3hcc1l). The record is from RefSeq and is a predicted model, not a curated record. The coding region runs from base 269 to 1276 and encodes 335 amino acids. The transcript is spliced from 7 exons. Lineage: Eukaryota; Metazoa; Chordata; Actinopteri; Scombriformes; Scombridae.